AGCCGUUCGGCCCGGUCCCGUAGACCGCGAGCUGCCUCCGUGUUCACCCACAUUACCUUCCGUGUCACCGCGUGAGGCGGCUGGGUCCGGCCUGGCGGCGUGUCACCUCGGGGCAGACGAGCCUAUACGAUGGCAGACAAUUAUGGUAAAGGAAAGAACCGUCGGAAGGGCGGCAAGAAAGGGGAGGCUCGGGAGGAUUAUGAUGCUUAUGGCAAGGGCUAUGGUGCAAACAAUUCGUCAAUGGGUGGCGGAGCAGGAGAGGCAAGGCAUCGAAGGACGUUGUCCACCAUUACCCGCCCAAAGAGAUGGCUGCAGACGUCGGUUAUCCAGUUCGGGGUGGACAGACACUCUUGAUUGCAUACUUUCCAUGGGAGGCAUCUGAGGCAGACAUCGAGAGGGAGUUCUCCAAGUUUUGCCGUGUGAAGCGCGUCCACUUAGUAGUGGACAAGUCAUCCAGGAAGCCGCGCUGCUUCGGCUUUGUCAAGUUUCUGAGCAAGGCAGAUGCUGAGGAAGCACUGCGGGCGACGACGCAAGGUCUAGUGCAGUUACCGGACACCCGUGGUCAUGUGUGGCACCUCAAGGCCGAGUGGACGAAGUCGGGCGACAUGGUUGUGGACGAUUCCGAAGCAGAGCAGGAGGUUGCCAAGCGGAAGGAGGAGAGGCGUAGCCGCACUGACACCACAACGGCCCCUGGCACAGCUACGCGCAGCAAUUCUGGCAAAGGAAGCGCACCUCCUCCAAAGGGAGCGCUCCAUCCAGGAGUUCCUGCCCCGCUACCUCCUCUACAGACACGCUGUCCUCCGCAGGCCGCCAUCGGCAUGCCACCGCCUCCGCCAGCGGCACUGCAGCAGCAUCAGCAGGCUCAUGCGCACAUGCCUCCGUUGCAGCAGCCCCUGCCACACCAGGGCCAGCUCUACGGGCAGCACAUGUAUGGCCAAGGGCAGCAGCUGUAUGGCAGCCAGGCGUCCGUCUAUGGAGGUAGCCUUCCGGUGGCACCUCUCCGCGACCCUGGCUUGGAUGCCCCUGGCUUGCCGUCUGCUGGCGCUCCGCCGCUGCUCCGCGACAUAAACAGCUAUGCGCAGGCUUACCCUGGCUCCAGCUAUGCAGCGGCUGUGGCAGCUGCUGCUCAUCAUGCGCCAGGUUAUCCGCAGUCGCAGAGCUAUGUUGGUCAGCAGCCAUACGCCAGUGGCCAGCAGCCAUACGUUUCCAGCCAGCAGGCGUACGGUGCUCAGUACUCGGCAGCGGGCCAGGCCGCAUAUGCAGCUGGGCAGCAGGCAUACCAAACGGCGGCUGCGACUGCAAGCAGCGGCUACCCUCCAGGAGGAGCGUAUCCACCACAGGCACAGUCCGGUUACGGUGCUCCGCCGGGAUAUGGAGCGCAGUACAGCCAGCAAGCGGCGACCUACCCAACAAAUCCGGCAACUGCAUAUGCCACUGCCGGAUAUGGUUUGGGCCAAAGUCCGUACAACUACUUGCAGCAGCCUAGUGCAACUAGUGGCUCUGGAGUCGUGGCCUACGGCAGCUAUCAGGGUGCGCAAAGCCAGGUGCCGCAGCAGCAGCCGCUGCAGUACACGCAGCCCCAGGCUGAUCCGUCUGUGGCCACCGGCAGCCUGGCCGAUCAGCAGUCACAGCAACAGUACCUCGAUAUGGUGUGGCAGCUGUCUGACAUGUCUCUCAACGACAAGCAAUCCUUGCCGGCGCCUCCGGCACAGCAACCUCCGGCUCCGCCUGCAGGGCACAUGCCCCGCGAUGGCGUGCCGAUGGCAGGGAGUUCCGCCGCGGUCUGGAAUUCCUUCGACGAUGCUGCUGCCAAGGGCAUGGUGGAUGGCCUGGUGGGAGGAGACGACACCAGUGCACCACCACCGUUGCCACCGCCGCCUCCGACCUCCAAUACGGCCAUGUGGGGAUCUCACUGAGGCAUCCAUCCGAUUGACUGCCAUCGAUGUUUCAAGGCUUGAACAUGUUA
Molecule: messenger RNA, 1966 nt
Organism: Effrenium voratum
Lineage: Eukaryota; Dinophyceae; Suessiales; Symbiodiniaceae
Source: the annotation of a GenBank genome assembly